CUGCGUGAUGGGCCCCGCUCACUGCCCCGCUGCGUGAUGGGCCCCGCUCACUGCCCCUGUGAUGACCCUGGGAUUGGUCUCGUUCGGCAAGGAUGCAACCGCUGCUUGCUUGAAAUUUGCGGAGGGGCAAGAACAACAUCUGGCAAUUUUUUUACGCUUCUCUAUACUUCGGUUCUUAGUAUUCGAUCUGGGCUUAAAAUUGGUGCAUAAGAACACAAGUACCCAUAUUGAGUAAUAGCCUGUGUCCCACGCAGGCUUCCGGAACCUUCACCUUGAUGACCAGAUGACCCUGCUGCAGUGCUCCUGGCUGUUCCUUAUGUCCUUCAGCCUGGGGUGGAGGUCCUACCAGCAGUGCAAUGGCAACAUGCUCUGCUUUGCCCCUGACCUCGUCAUCAAUCAGGAACGCAUGAAGCUGCCCUACAUGAACGACCAGUGCAAGCAGAUGCUGAAGAUCUCCAACGAGUUUGUCCGGCUCCAGGUGUCCCAUGAGGAGUAUCUCUGCAUGAAGGUGCUUCUGCUGCUGAGCACCAUCCCGAAGGAAGGGCUGAAGAGCCAGGCUGUGUUUGACGAGAUCCGCAUGUCCUACAUCAAGGAACUGGGCAAGGCCAUAGUCCGGCGGCAGGAGAGCUCCAGCCAGAACUGGCAGAGGUUCUACCAGCUGACAAAGCUUCUGGACUCCAUGCAUGAGCUGGUCGGGGGACUCCUCAACUUCUGUUUCUACACCUUUGUGAACAAGUCCCUGAGCGUGGAGUUUCCAGAGAUGCUGGCCGAGAUCAUCAGCAACCAGCUGCCCAAGUUCAAAGCUGGCAGCAUGAAACCUCUGCUCUUUCACCAGAAGUGACCGCCUUACAGCGCGAUGCGAUGCCUUAAAGCCCAGCCGGGGGACGGGCCGGGACGGGACGAGGUGGUUCGGAGGGCGGGGACACUUCCCAGACCCCGGAAUAUCUAAGGGAUGUAGACCCACAACACUCCUAGUAUUGAAAUAUUUUUAGAUGUUUCACAUCACUGCCAUCUGUAUGAAUGAUCAAGCGCAGACAUUUCCAUGUUUGCAGGAAUCCACACCUAGAUGAAUCUGAUGACAGAUUUGCUGUUACCCAAAAAACCCCGAUCCGGACGGGACAGUAAGCGCCGGCUCGCGCUGAGUGGGUUUAUUGAGGAGUAGGUCCACACCAUACCAUUUUCAGUAGAAUGUGCUUUGUGAGUUCAGCAUUCCCUUCGAUCGCCUGGAAAUAUUUUGAAAGUCAGAUGACGUUGGAUUGACGAUAAAUGCAUGCAGGUUUUUAAAUGGUUUACAGAGUUUAUUGGAGGAGGGAGAAGGUGCCUUCGUUAAGCUGUGCUGUCUGUCUUCGUGGCCGAGGCUUGCGUGCCCCACCCCCUUAUCAGGCCUCAUUUCACAGCGUCAGCGUUAGCGUGUGCUUCUCCCGCAAACCCCCAAACCCCCCCCCCCCCCCUCGGGCGUUGGGGGUCAUCCCACGUUUCCAGUCCACAGGGCUCACAUGACGUCGGGAGGUGGUGCAUGCGGGACGGCAGCGGUGUCCAGACGCAGUGAUUCGUGUUGAACGCCCUCCAUGAGUCCCCACUCGCAGAGGUCACUCCUCUGCGGUCGCUGUGCUUUGUCCUCCUGCUCUCAUGUGGUGAACUGUCUCUUGUUGUACCCCCUGCCAGCUCGCCAUCCUCUGGUUGAUAACGUGUGUGUGUGUGUGUGUGUGUGUGUGUGUGUGUGUGUGCGUGUGCGUGUGCGUGCGUGCGCCCUUUUUAACGCCCUUGGUGCCAAACGUUUUUUAAGUUGUAUUUUGAACGCUUCAGCUUGCGUGUGUCUUAACAGACGUCGGUGUUAAGAGGAGGACAGGCCCGUGUACCUCACCCGUCGAUGAUUGUCGGAGAGGCUGUGCUCGUACUUUGGGGGUUUUUGUCUUGGUAACUGACCCGUCUGGGCGUGUGCCCCCACCAGCCAGAACAGUUUGCAGCAUUGCUCAGUAUCUACCUGUAUUCAAAUAUAAAUGUAUAUCUAUAAAGUAAUACUCAGUAGGUAUUUUUAUAAUGCUUUUUUUUUUUUUAUUUGAACACCAGCACAUUUAUCUUGUCAGUUUUUCUCUACCUGCCAUUUUGAUUUUUAUAUUCUUGUUAGGUUACCAUCAUCGGAGCACAGUAACUCUCAUUGACCUAUGGGUGACUAAGUGUGAAUCUGAUUACAUACUUUCUGUAGUGUAACAAAUGAUUGGCUUUAACAAAACUUUGUACUAAAAUUUGACUGAACAUUGAAUUUGAAAGAUAGCCGCACAAAACAUGUCACUAGCUCCACAGCGCUGACCUCCGCACCCCGAGAUUGUAAGUUGCCCGUAUCGAGACUUCAAACGGGCGGCGUAGCGGAGAAAAGGCCGAGAUU
This is a messenger RNA of Paramormyrops kingsleyae, 2386 nucleotides long. The record is from RefSeq and is a predicted model, not a curated record. NCBI's taxonomy places the organism in Eukaryota, Metazoa, Chordata, Actinopteri, Osteoglossiformes, Mormyridae.